Penicillium macrosclerotiorum is the source of this 2016-nucleotide messenger RNA. RefSeq names its product putative copper amine oxidase. Gene Ontology annotation, biological process: amine metabolic process. Lineage: Eukaryota; Fungi; Ascomycota; Eurotiomycetes; Eurotiales; Aspergillaceae. The transcript is spliced from 3 exons. The record is from RefSeq and is a predicted model, not a curated record. Gene Ontology annotation, molecular function: primary methylamine oxidase activity; copper ion binding; quinone binding. Bases 1 to 2016 code for a protein of 671 amino acids.
AUGUCUGUAAUGCACCCGCUUGCCAUCCUUUCCGAGACUGAGACCAACUUGGCCCGCGACGUCGUCAAAGCUGCUCACCCAAACACUGUCAUUGAUUUUCGGGAGAUCUUCUUGCAGGAGCCGCCCAAGACACAACUAGUCGAGUUUCUUGCCCUUGAGCAUGCCGGUCGAUUGAGCCCAACUACUCCCAGGCCUCCUCGCCUGGCGCUUUGUCAAUACGAUGUGAUUGGCACUGAUCGCAUUCCUCAGUUCCACGAGUCUGUGGUCGAUGUGGUGUCUCGCUCACAAGUAAAGCAUACUGUGGUGGGCAAGCAACACCAUGCAAGUUUGACCUUUGAAUUUGAUGUCCUAGUGGAUCGUUGCAUGAGCUCGCCCUUGUUCAAGUCCGCUCUGGCCGACUUUAAAUUGCCGGAAGGAUUUGAGGUUGUGAUCGAGCCAUGGCCAUAUGGGGGUCUCGACAAUACAGAUGAGAAUCGCCGCUAUUUCCAAGGUCUUUGCUUUGCCCAGGACAAGCGAUCGGGUAACCUCGACUCGAACUUCUACUCCUUUCCCCUCCCCAUCAUCCCCGUCAUGGAUGCGCACACCCAAGAAAUUAUUCGGGUCGACAGACCCGCAACAGGCGGCAAGGGAGAUGGACUCCUGGAGCAGACAUUCAAACAAGACAUUAUAGGUCACUGCAAGCCUUCAGAAUACGUCCCGGAGCUUCUCCCCGAAGGGACUCGCAAGGAUCUCAAGCCUUUGAACGUGGUGCAACCGGAAGGUCCUUCAUUCAAGGUCACCAAUGAGUCCCUGGUGGAGUGGCAAAAAUGGAGAUUUCGAGUCGCUUUCAAUCCUCGAGAAGGCGCUACGAUCCACGAUGUGUGGUAUGACGGCCGUAGUGUCAUGCAUCGUCUGGCAAUUAGCGAGAUGACUGUUCCAUAUGCCGACCCUCGGCCACCUUUCCAUCGCAAGCAGGCCUUUGACUUUGGCGACGGCGGCGGUGGCAACAUGGCCAACAAUCUCUCUCUAGGCUGUGACUGCCUGGGAGUUAUCAAAUAUUUCGAUGCCGUGAUUACUCAGGCAGAUGGUACCGCUCAGACCUUGCCCAAUGCUAUCUGCCUUCAUGAGCAGGACAAUGGUAUUGGCUGGAAGCAUUCCAACUGGAGAACUGGUCGAGCUGUGGUAACUCGUAACCGAGAACUGGUCGUUCAGUUUAUCAUCACUCUGGCCAAUUAUGAGUACAUCUUUGCUUACAAGUUUGACCAAUCGGGCGGUAUUAUCGUGGAGGCUCGUGCGACAGGUAUCCUGAAUGUUGUGAAUAUCGAUGCUGGCAAGGUCAGCGAAUACGGCAAUGUUGUGAGCGGCGGAGUACUAGCCCAAAACCAUCAACAUAUCUUCUGUGUUCGCAUUGAUCCGGCAAUCGAUGGUCAAAGGAACUCUGUGGUUGUCGAGGAAUCACAUCCAGUACCCAUGAAUGCAGUGACAAACCCUAACGGGAACUUCUAUCAGGUCACCAAGAAGACUAUUGAACGAGCUUCCUGGGUCGAUGCAGCUCCGGAGCAUAACCGAACUAUCAAGAUGAUCAACCCCCAUAAAAUCAACCCGAUUAGCGGCAACCCUGUUGGCUACAAAUUUAUCCCGUUAGCCACACAAAUGCUCCUAGCUGAUCCGGAGUCUGUGCAAGCUCGCCGGGCACAAUUCGCUCAACAUCACGUCUGGGUGACGAAACAUCAGGAUGGGGAGCUGUAUGCAGGUGGCCGAUAUACCUUACAAAGCCAACAUGAAGUUGACGGUGUUGCGGAUGCAGUCCGUAGAGGUGACGGCGUGGCUGACACAGAUGUUGUUGUUUGGAAUUCAUUUGGCAUCACCCAUAAUCCACGAGUGGAGGAUUGGCCUGUGAUGCCCGUUGAGAUUUUCCAGCUCAUGAUCCGACCUGCUGACUUCUUUGUGGCCAACCCAUCUAUUGAUGUGCCUUCUAACAAGAACGGAUCAUCACGUUUGGCUGAUGCGGAAUGUUGCCGGAAAGCACAUAUCUAG